UCAAGUACCCCCGGAAGAAGGUGGCGCCGCCGCGCACAUGCGCUGUUGGGAAACAUGGCGGAAUUGGAAAUCGGGCAGCAUUGCGGGGUUGAAGAGUGUAAACAGCUCGAUUUCCUCCCUUUCAUCUGUGAUGGCUGCUCAGGAGUUUUCUGCAUUCAACACAGAAGUCUGUCUGCUCAUGGUUGUUCUGAGGCAAAUCUAAAAAACAAACAUAUGAAACUGGAUUAUCACAAAUCAUUUCCAUGCAUGUAUAAAGAUUGUGAUGGAAGAGAACUUGUACCCGUCUUAUGUGCUUACUGUGAAAAACAAUUUUGCUUAAGGCACCGUCAUCAGUCAGACCAUGAGUGUGAGAAACUGGAAAUCCCUGAAGCUCGUAUGACUGUCACUCGGCAACUGAUUAAAAAUAUUGUAGAUUCUAAAAAAGAAGCCACUUCAAUGAAAAAAGGCAGAGGAGCCAAGAACCCCGAAACAGCUGCAAAAGUGGCCCUGAUGAAACUAAAAAUGCAUGCAUGUGGGGAGAAGUCUGUACCGCAGACAGACAGAAUCUAUUUCCAAGUAUUUUUACCUAAAGGAAGCAAAAAUAAAAGUAUACCCAUGUACUUUUGCAGCAAAUGGAGCAUUGGCAAGGCAGUAGAUUGUGCAGCCCGCUUAGCAAGCCUUAAAAAUGACAACAACAAAACCACAGCCAAGAAAUUAAGACUUUGCCACACAGCAUCUGGAGAAGCCCUGCCUUUGGCUCACACAGUAGAAUCGUGGAUAAACUCUAAAGAAUCGCCGCUAUAUAAUGGUGGAAAUGUAAUCCUGGAAUAUCUUGAUAAUGACGUCGAAUUUUUAGCAGAUGCAGAUUCUUAUCUAUAGUAAUUAUACAAGAUACUGCUUUUGAAUUUAUUGUUUCAGAUUGAACAUGAGAAGACUUUGUUUCGCUACCUCUAGAUGAAACGGGUAUUUAGUUUAAAAAGAAAUCUGUAUUGAGGCUGUUGUUUUCCAAAGUGCGCAAAUGCAUUUGUCAUACAUGUCUUUCCAUUUUCUGAAAAUUGAGUUCAGACUAACAGCUAAUCAAUUGAAAAGUCUACCUGUGGUGCUUAAUCUGUGCAUGCAUUCCUACAUGUGAGUUAUUAUAAACUUAGUAUUCAAGUACAGCAGGUGAUUGUGUUAUUUGCCUGCUGUUUUCUGAACCAGUUAAAAUACAUGAAGUUGAAAUAAAAUCCCAAAAGAGGGUUGGGUUUAUUAAACCUAGUGGAAAAUUAUGCUACUUUAUGUCACAAAAUUUUGCUUAUAUACUAUGUAUUGCUACAAAUAGUCCUGAAAAAAUAUUUUAGGCACCGCUCAGAGUUGUCUGAAAAGUAGUCUACUACAAGGCUGUCUCCAGGCCCAUGGGCCAGAUGCGUCAUGCGUUGGCCAUGCCCACGUCCAGUUUAACAAAGGGGGAAAAUGUCCCAAUAUAUCACGUAACACCAUCGUGGCGUGAGUUUGACACCCCUGGUCUAUUAUAUAAAUGUUUUAAAUAAAUAUUUUUUUUAUCAAAUAACGAUAGGGACUAAAAAAUUCCUGGCAAGAAUGGAAAUACCGUACUUGAUAAUUUUGGUUAAAAAGAGUACUUCAAUAAGUAUUGCUCAUUCUACUCCUGUGAUCCAACUAAUGGAGAGUGAUUCACAUACAAUUUCCAUAGUAGUGGCACUUUUUUUUAAUUACAAGAGCAAUUUAUAGAAGCCACAUUAUUCAGUAAUUGUUUCAGCCAAAAGAAAGUUUUAACUGCACAAAUUCUUCAAAUAUAUCUACUUAAGAUUCUGACAAUGCAUUAUGUAAAGUCAGUCAGUCAAAGAUGCUCUUUUGGAACAUUUAUAUUUAUUUUGAAACAAUUCUGUAUUUACAGUUCAUUUGCAUAUUUAAUUUUGAUGUUAGCUAGAUUUGGGAUCAAAUGGUUCAAAUGUCAA
Molecule: messenger RNA, 1934 nt
Organism: Thamnophis elegans (Western terrestrial garter snake)
Lineage: Eukaryota; Metazoa; Chordata; Lepidosauria; Squamata; Natricidae
Gene: ZFAND1
Product: zinc finger AN1-type containing 1
Exons: 8
Coding region: 55-858 (267 amino acids)
Biological process (GO): cytoplasmic stress granule disassembly
Cellular component (GO): cytoplasmic stress granule; cytoplasm
Molecular function (GO): zinc ion binding
Source: RefSeq, a predicted model, not a curated record